ACAGAUGUUUGGCUGAAAACUAGAAAGUUUAGAGAUAUAAUUACGAAAUCUAUUAAUAUGCCGGACUUAGAACAUAUAAAAGCCUGGGUCAAGCCUAAACCUGUUCAUUCUUAUAGUCGUAGUCUUUAUAUUUAUCCAUUCUUUAGCUCAUAAUCUCAUUCUCUCAAUUCCUCCUCGUUUUUUCCUCAUAUGUUUCCUAUUUGCGUAGGUGGAGGGUUGUGGGUUUAUGUGUGUUUGUGACGGUGUUUGUCUGUGUUACUGGUCCUUUGUUGCAAGGCUGAUCUGCGGCCCAUACCGCCCCAUUCUCCCCGACUCUACUAAUCUAAAACCCACUUCUUCAGUUUUGGUUUAGAGGAUCCAGCGUUAUGUUGUUCCGAAAUACUAGUGACGAGAGUAGCGCUUAGCCAGCUCCUGUGGAGUGUGUUUUUCAGGCCACGAGACCUGAGUGAGAAUAUUCCACAGGUGUGUGUCUCUAGUUUUGCAAUCAGCAACCUGGGCGUGUCUAAAUUUACGCCCACAAACCAAGAAAUAGGAGUGAGGGUAUAGACAGGUCUUACCACUCAGUUCUUCUCAACCAGUUUAGAGAAAGAUACUGAAAAAGAGGUCCUAUUCUGAAAUGAAGUGGAAUGAAGUCUAAAUCUAGUGAUACUCCUCAGACUGACUCCGAGACUAGGAGAACAGCAAGCCAGGAGAGUCCAGCUGUUAGAAAUAAAGUUUCUAACAAAACCAGCAAUGGUAAAAGAAAUGGUUCGCAUGGUAUUUCUGCUCCAUCAAAACCCAACGUAACUGGACCUGGUAGAACUCCUCAAACUAAACGAAGAGAGUUUUCUAUUCCCCAGAAUGAGAAGAACUUAUCAAAUGUUUCUCCGAGGAGCCGUGAAUCUGAGAAACCUCAAGCGCAAGCGCGAGCACCAAAUCAGAAUAGAUCUAAGAAUGAGAUAUCUAAAAUUGAUCCGAACCGUAAAAGUUCUUCUUCCAGUCAAGAUUCUGGAAUUGGACGGGAUAUUAAGUCCAAUCGACAAGAACAGACCAAGCCAGCACAGUCAGUGUCAAAAACCAAAACAAAUCCUGUAAUAUGCACAGUCAGUGCUGAAACCGUAGAAUUGGAAGUUUCAAAUAGAAAAAAGUUUGAAGAUUUGUGUGACGUCAAGAAUGUUGAAAUGGGAAUAGUGAAAGUUUCACCAGAAAUACUACAGGAUCUCAUCCAUAAAGGGAAUAUAGAGACCUACUACGAUGUGGACCCUAUUCCUGUUGCCAGUGGCCUGUUUGCCACUGUCAAGAAGUGCACAAAUAAAGAAACGGGUGUGGAAUAUGCUGCAAAGUUUUCAUCAAGAGUUCGAUAUGGAGCGGACUGCACGUCAGAGGUUCUUCAUGAAAUUGCUCUCCUCUCCAUCUGUGUUGAAUCAUCCAAGAUUGUGCAUCUCAAAGACGUAUUUCAAAGCAAGCAUGAAAUUGUUCUAGUUCUUGAAUAUGCUCCUGGGGGAGAUUUUCAAUCUGUUCUUGACGACGAUAUGGUUCCAUUUGAGCAGGAUGUACAAGGAUUUAUUCUACAGAUUUUGGAAGCUCUUCAAUACAUUCAUCUACGGAAGAUUGCCCAUUUAGAUAUUAAGCCGCAGAAUAUAGUUCUUAUGAGUGAGUUUCCGAAUUGUGAAAUCAAGCUCUGUGAUCUGGAGGUAUCCAGAGUUAUCCAAAGCUCAGAGCAAAUUCGUGAGAUAAUUGGUACUCCAGAUUAUGUGGCUCCCGAAAUACUAGCCAUGGAGCCGAUAACCCUUGCAGCAGAUAUAUGGUCACUUGGGGUAGUGGCGUACGUUCUUCUCACAGGGUUCUCUCCUUUUGGAGGAGAUAGUGACCAGGAGACUUUAAGAAACAUAUCCACAGCCUCACUUGAUUUCCCUGCAGAACUGUUCGAGGGAGUUUCGGAAGAUGCCAAGGAUUUUAUAUCUCGUUGUUUGAACAGAAAUCCCAAAAAAAGGCCGUCAGUUGAUGAAUGUAUGCAACAUCCUUGGAUAUCUCAGAACGACGAGCCUCCCUCCCCCUCUCCUCUAAUGCUAAAGAUACCCGCUCUUGAUCAUUUUUUGUCGCCAUAUUCUGGGGGAGACAACUACACAGGUUCUUCUAGAAGAUCCUGUCAAACCUGUAGAGAUAAGAUAACAGAAAGAAAGCGAUAUUUAUCAAAGUCUCGUGAAGCAAUAUUUGAAAAGGUUGCCAACAGUAACUUGAAAAAAAGUUUAUCAAAGUCUCGGGAACGGCUCUGUGAUAUGCGGCUAACCCUUAGUAAGUCAAGAGAUUACUUGAACGAAUCAAAGAUCGCUUCAAGAUCACAAGAAAAGCUGGUUGGAUACAAGAGUUUCAGCAAAUCUCAGGAGGUCUUGAGCCCAUUGCUAGUUGAGAAAAAUUCCAGGCAUAGAGUAAAUGGAGCCUUUUCAGACAUUACUCAUCUUCCAAACAUUCCUAGGAUUAAUAUUGCUACCCUUGACAAUUGUGAUUAUGUUGAUCUUCCUAGGAGUUCGGAAACCAAAUCGUCCUUGGACUCGCCGAACCUUUCUCCUAUCAGAACCCCUGAGUCUGGUACAAGUACAACAGGUUUCCUUUUCAGUUCACAAACCUUGCAAUCUGAUUCUCAGAUUGAGAACAAUGCAAACUCCAAAAAAGGAAAACAUCCGGAGACACUUCAUGAGGUUUCAGAUGAAGAUCUUGAAGACAUAGAAACCUUUGAGAAAAUUUCACCUCCAACUGUGUUAGUUUACACUGACGCUAUCUGCUUAAAUGAUAGAAAGUCCGAAGCCAAAACUAAUCGAAGGAAGAGUUGCAAUGAUUCUCUAAAUUCAAAAGGGUUCAUCGCAAAGGACGAGAAAAACAAUCGAAACUACGAGACUAAGCAUAGCAUGAUAAGAUCAUCCAGUGCUGACGGAAUUAAUAACAUGAGCAAAAAAAUUAGCAUUAGUAACCCAACACUUCAUACUCGUAGUAAUACAAGUGAGAUAGCCGUUCAAGUUGAUCUGAUUAAUUCUAAUUCUUUCUUGAAUUUUGUCCGAGAAGAUAACAAAGUAAAACCAGAAUUAACGUUGGGUAAAGAAGAUGAGAAUACCAGACCCGACCCUGUAAACAAAGAGAUAAAAAUGCGUCAGGUAUUUUUAAGCGAUGAAAAUGGAGAAGAAUCUAAAAGGCACUCUUGGCGAGAGGAGCUGGAGAAGUUUAGGGCAAAGAAAAAAUCUCUUGGUGUUUCGGACUUAAUAGAUACAUUUACCAAAAAUUCUGGUUCAAGAAAAUCGUUCGUGGAUAGCGCAUUUUUAUCUGACCUAGACCAGUUAAAGAUGAAAAGAAGAGGUUCUCUGCAACUUCAAAUUAACCCUGAGGAGCUUACAACGUUGACAGAUCAGGGAAGAGCUGAAAAGAGAUCUGGAUUUGAUACUAAACCACACAGGCGCAGAUCGACUAGUUACGUUUUGUCACCUAUUGUCACGUCAAAUAUUAAUGAGAAUAUAGUUACGCAAAACCAGAACCAAGCAGAAGUAAACGUACGCAAGAUAGAUAAACCAGCAAAGGAUAUUCAGGACCACGAGGAGAAAAAAGAAAAAGAUGAGAUUGAAAAAAAAGAAAAGAAGACAUACCCCGUUGAAGACCCAGAAAUUAUAAAUAAUAAAGGUCUCGUGUAUCUAGAAGAAGUAAACCAGAGAAAACGUACAUGGGAUUAUUUUGAAAUUAAUCAUCCUAAAGCAAUAUCGGAUGUAAAACUAGAACAACUAAAAUCAAAGUAUAAUCGGAGAAAAACUGAAACCAACUUAAAAGUUCAAUCCGAGGAAAAGAAGGAGUCCAGCAGUAAAGAAACUCCAAAAGUUAAAUCAGUUCCAGUUCCAUCCAGAACCAUUUCUGUUCCUGUUAUAAAAGGUUUAAGCAAAAUACAUUCGGAAAAUUUAGAUUUGGCUUGGGAUCCUCUAACAGGGGAGAGUGUUGACAACAAAGAUGUAUCUGUACACUCUGGAACCCAGGAUAACAUCAUCAACGAUACCGAAAGUGUUUCCGAAAAGAUCGCGUCUGAAGUUGUCCCAGAAAAUCCGGCUCUAAAACAUGAGAGUUUAGACAAACACAGCAAUCCCGAGAAAAUUAUUCCCGAUCAAAAAGUGCUUGAGUGCUUUAUUGAUCCAUUUACAGGCCAAUUCAUCAUGAAUCAAGUGCUAAAGAGGAAUGCCAACGACAGCAAUUGUGAUGAUGCUGUCAAUGCAAACAAUGCCAUGAACCUAUUUUGUAAUAAAUCUGGUCAGAAGGAUUCUGAUCAACAGAAUGUUCCCGCAGAUAAGAUCAAAAAGAAAAUGCAAACAGUUUAUAGAUUUAGUAAAUCCGAGUUUGCGGAUGAUUUUAAGGAUAAACAGUAUCCAACACCUGACAAGUAUAGAGCAGGAAUCAUCACAGACCCUAGUGAUAAUAUAUUGGACCAAUUUUCAACUAUUUCAAUCCAAGAACCUUCAAAUUCAAAUUGUAUGGAUUCCAACUUAGGUUUAAAGGGUCCAGAUAUAUUGCAUCCUGCAUUUAGACCACGAAGUUCUAGUGGCACUAAAGAGAGAUGCAAAGACACUAAGGUGUGUACAGGUUCUUAUUCUCGAGGAAUGGGAAGGUUUACAAGUGAAUCUCCAGCGGAAUCCACCUAAUUCAUACAGAAACUGAUUUUUGAACAACCUAUCCAUAUGUAGUUCAUGUAUGCGUUACCGUGGAAUGUUCAAUAUUUAUUUUUGGAUAGGCUAUUUACUGUCAAGAGGCAGGAAAUUGUUAUGAAAAAAAGAUAGAAUUCAACGUCCUUCAUUUGCAAAAAUGUUAAGUUGUUCUAAAAAUUAAAGAAUUGUUAUU
This is a messenger RNA of Eurytemora carolleeae, 4842 nucleotides long. RefSeq names its product serine/threonine-protein kinase dst2. The transcript has 10 exons. Gene Ontology annotation, cellular component: nucleus. The record is from RefSeq and is a predicted model, not a curated record. NCBI's taxonomy places the organism in Eukaryota, Metazoa, Arthropoda, Copepoda, Calanoida, Temoridae. Bases 627 to 4646 code for a protein of 1339 amino acids. Gene Ontology annotation, molecular function: protein serine/threonine kinase activity; ATP binding. Gene Ontology annotation, biological process: intracellular signal transduction; positive regulation of apoptotic process; protein phosphorylation.